Molecule: messenger RNA, 1230 nt
Organism: Aspergillus luchuensis
Lineage: Eukaryota; Fungi; Ascomycota; Eurotiomycetes; Eurotiales; Aspergillaceae
Product: queuosine 5'-phosphate N-glycosylase/hydrolase
Exons: 4
Coding region: 1-1230 (409 amino acids)
Source: RefSeq, a predicted model, not a curated record
AUGUCGGACGACGAAGCAGACCCCGAGUUGAUUGCGCUUCUGCGCAAGACACUGGGACUGGGAGGCUCUUCCGAUCCUCGAACUGCAGAGACCAAAGUGCUGGAAAAUGCGCAAUACGCUUUCGACAAUGCUAUCGACGUCGCAUUAAACCCCUCCAAGACGAAAGAAGCCGCGGAGACGAUAUGGAACCUGAUGCAGAAGAAAGAAUACUCGACGCAAACAUGGUCGGAGCACGAAUUACACCCUAAAGCGAAAGACGAAAGCACCGUCGACUUCAUUUUCACCAUGGAUCUCCUCAACUUCAGUUUCUGGUCGGAGCUCCCUAGCGAGAAGCGCUUCGCGAUUGAGUACCGAGGAAGGAAGUGGACAGGCUACUGGAGCUUGGUUGCUGCCUUGCAGAGAGCUUUGGAUGAGGACAUUCCGAUCACCACGCCGGAGUUUUGGACCAAGGAAGAUGAAUGUACCGAGGAACUCAUCAAGCAUGUCUUCCGCUCGGCCACCGAUGAAGAGAUUCCUUUGCUCCAGGAACGUCUUCAGUGCCUGCGAGAGGCAGGUCGAGUUCUCUGCAGAGAGUAUGAAGGUAGUUUCGUCAACUGCAUCUACAACUCCAACUACUCUGCGGCUUCGCUAGUCAAUCUGCUAGCAGAGAGUUUCUCCUGCUUCCGGGACGAGACAACCUUCCACGGGCGGAGAGUGCGAAUCUACAAGCGGGCUCAGAUCUUGGUUGCGGAUCUUUGGGCUUGCUUCAAUGGUGAGGGGUAUGGAGAGUUUAACGAUAUUGAUAAAAUCACCAUGUUUGCAGACUAUCGAAUCCCUCAGAUGCUCCACCAACUCGGCUGUAUGUCGUACUCGCCGCCCUUGGAAAGCCACAUACGCAGGUUGCAGCCGAUUCCUAGCGGGUCCAACUGGGAGAUUGAGCUUCGAGCAACCAGCAUCUGGUGUGUCGAAUUGAUAAGAAGGGAAAUCGAACGCCGGCACCCAGAAACCAGGGUGAACCCGACGGUGAAGCCCAACCAAGAUAAGGAAGCAGAAGAAGACGAAGACGCCGAAGAUCACCAGCAGAAAUGCUCAACCCAGAAAUUUGUCAAGAAGGAGCCCGUCCAAAAGCCCGCUGGAAUGGGCGUGAACGCUAUCUUGAUAGAUUUCUUCCUCUACGACACCAUGAAAGAAAUCGAGAAGACUGGACAGGAGUCCAUCCCGCAUCAUCGGACAAGGAGUAUAUGGUAUUAG